Columba livia (rock pigeon) is the source of this 3305-nucleotide messenger RNA. It is a transcript of the gene PTGFR, whose product is annotated as prostaglandin F receptor. Gene Ontology annotation, biological process: inflammatory response; adenylate cyclase-activating G protein-coupled receptor signaling pathway; positive regulation of cytosolic calcium ion concentration. Gene Ontology annotation, molecular function: prostaglandin F receptor activity. Gene Ontology annotation, cellular component: plasma membrane. Bases 311 to 1405 code for a protein of 364 amino acids. The record is from RefSeq and is a predicted model, not a curated record. Lineage: Eukaryota; Metazoa; Chordata; Aves; Columbiformes; Columbidae. The transcript has 3 exons.
GGGGGAAGAUGCUCCUCGGAGGAGUUUGCAGCCUGAGCUUUCAUUUAUCAGUCCCGAAUGCUGGAAACACCGCUGGUUUACCCGGUGUCUGAUCUAGCUCGGUGUUUGAGAGGCUUCACUGCCUCUUUGUACUGUGCGAGGUUGUAGCCUGCGCUUUUCUCUGCGUGGGAAGUUUUUACUAGCGGGAAUGUCCCGAGAGUAGAGAUGGGAGAUAAAGUGUAAAGGACCUUGCAGAAUUGGCUUCUGAAUAAAUGCCUUUUGAUUGCAAGACUGCUGAAAUGUGUUGAGGGCUGCCUCUCCCUUCCUAACCAUGAACAGUUCAAAAUCACCAGGGCUGGCUGGAUUUGGAAUCUUGAAAAACACAACCUGCCACACAGAGAAGAAGAUUUCAGUUUUCUUUUCAAUAAUCUUCAUGACGGUGGGAAUUUUGUCCAACAGUCUCGCUAUAGCAAUUCUAUUGAAGGCAUAUCAGCGAUUUAGGCAGAAAUCGAAAGCCUCCUUUUUGCUUCUUGCUAGUGGUUUGGUCGUCACAGAUCUCUUUGGUCACCUCAUCAACGGAGCCAUUGCAGUGUUUGUGUAUGCAUCGGAUAAAGACUGGAUUCGAUUUAAUCAGUCCAACAUUCUUUGCAGUGUUUUUGGCAUCUGCAUGGUUUUCUUUGGUUUGUGCCCACUCUUCCUGGGCAGCGUGAUGGCUGUUGAACGGUGCAUUGGAGUCACUAAGCCAAUAUUUCACUCUACAAAAAUGACCUCUAAACAUGUGAAAAUGAUGUUGACUAUGGUAUGUCUAUUUGCUGUUCUUAUAGCUUUGCUACCUAUUCUUAGGUUUAGAGCCUAUCAAAUUCAAGCAUCGAGGACCUGGUGCUUCUAUAAAACAGAACAUGUUGAGGACUGGGAAGACAGAUUUUAUCUCUUACUUUUUUCUUGCCUUGGGUUACUGGCCCUUGCUAUUUCAUUCUUGUGCAAUGCUGUCACAGGAAUUACCCUCUUAAGAGUCAAAUUUAAAAGUCAACAAAGACAAGGCAGAUCUCAUCAUUUUGAAAUGAUCAUUCAGCUCUUGGCUAUAAUGUGUGUUUCUUGCAUUUGCUGGAGUCCAUUCCUGGUGACAAUGGCCAGAAUUGGGAUAAAUGACAGUCAUUCAAAGGAGACCUGUGAAACAAUACUUUUUGCUCUCCGAAUGGCAACGUGGAAUCAGAUUUUAGAUCCCUGGGUGUACAUUCUUCUCCGGAAAGCUGUACUUAAAAACCUGUACAAGAUCACAAGGGGGUGUUGUGGUGUGCACAUUGUAAACUUACAUAUGUGGGAACUCAGCUCCAUCAAGAAUUCUUUGAAGGUUGCAGCAAUAUCUGAGUCACCAGUAAGUUCCAAACAAAUCAACCUACAGCCAUUCAGCUCUACGGGGCAAUGAAGUUAAACACAGUGUAUGAAGAGAUGAUGGAGGCAAUGCUCGUACGUGGGCAAUACCUUAAAAUUAAUUCCAAGGUUUGAUGGUUUGGAAUUUGUUUGAAAUUGUGAGUGGUUUGCCGAUAUUGCUACUCCAAAAGAUGCACUUGAAUGUUUUAAUUCCGUUUAGAAUACAUCCCUUCCGAAACCGGUAGUAGACUGGUAAACGAUCCUGUAUUUCUCCCUUCCAGGUACUAAAGUGAAGAGGGUUCCUCAUAAUACUCCCCACCAAAUCCUUUACCUUAGCAGACUUAGGAACAUAUGCAAGUGUGAAAGUGAACUCCAAGAUGAUUUUUAAAAGGGGUAGGUUUUAUCUACCAGUGAUAUCCCCAAAUCCUUUGCAGAAUCACUGCUUCCCAGGGUAGAGUUCACCAUCCUUUCCAUAAGGGUAUUCUUUGCUUCUGGGCAUUGAAUUUUCCAGUUGGAUAUAUGAAAGACAUUUUGGUUGUGCCCAGCUUAUUAAAUGAUCCGGUUUGCUUGGUUCAUUGACUUGAUUUCUUAAUUAUUUACUGUUCCAUACAUUUUUGAGGGAGCUGCAUCAGUGUAAGCAUUCCUUUCAAAUCACUGACAAAAUAUGAGGUUCCCUGUGGGAACACAGAAGCAGCUCAGCUCGCUUACAGUUACAUGUUCAGAUCUAUCAGUGAGUUUUCAGUCCUUUCAACAAAUGUUGUUGAUACUAAGAGGCAUAAAGCUGUGGUUAUUCUGUAAGAAGAAGAGUGUGGGAUUUUUUUCCGCCAAACUGAAGGAAGUUUCUUGAAGUGUUCCCCUAAUGCAUAUACUGAAAUGCUUAUGAGGUACCUCCGCUUCAUUUGUAAAAGGUUACUUAGACUUGUCUCAUGAAAAAUGUGAGUGAUCAAAUGAGCAUCUCUGCAGGGAAGUGCACUGGGAGCGUGGUUUUGUUUGUGAAAGCAAAUGGCACUCUCAGUUUCUGCAGAGUCUGUGUCUGAGGGCAUUCAGUAUAUUUGAAGGUACCAGCAAGUUUCUAGGACUUGACACAGAAGGCCCUUCACCUUUAAUGCUGCUAAAAGAAACUUUGUCUUUUUGUGACUGAAUUCUGUUCAGAAGCAAAAGUGAGACUAUCAGAGACUUUGUAGCAGAGGGAUUGUUUUAAGAUAGAAAUGUCUAUGUUAUUUUUACCUACUUAACUUCAAAUAACCACAUUAGUAAAUUGUUGGUAUAUUUGGACAAAGUAGUUAAAAACUGAUUCCCAAGAAGACAGUCUGAGGGACCAAAACUAUUCCUGAACUACAAAUUCAUGUUGUAUGUGAGAAUAGUUUAUGUCACAAAAUAAAAACCCAAAAGGUUUAAAUAUUUCAAUUUCUUGUUUUAAAAGCUAUUUCCUUUUUGUUUUAAAAAGGUUGAAAAAUAAGUGGGUUAAAUAACCCUGUAAUGAAUUGAAAUGGCUUCAUUUACCCUAAAGAAUUUCUGUAUGUGAUUUAUUUUCUUAGUCACAGAGCUGAUAAACUGUGGACAUAUUUGAUGCUGGUAUAAGCUUCGCACUGUUGCUUCAUGUGGGUUCUGCUGAAAUCUGGAAGCAUUGUCAGUGCUCUGUUUGGCUUUUUCGUUUCAUAGAAUGUGAUGCCAGUGUAUCUGUUAACAUAAAUUAUUUGUUCUUUACGGAAGGUUGUUGUUUUAGCAGCUGCAAAAAUAUGUUGGUCCAUAAAUUGUUGAGAUAUUUGAUUGGUGAAUGAAGCUCAUCAAUGUUCAAUUUUGUUAUGUGAAUAAAUGUAGCUUGUGUAGUUCAUACUGGUUGACCUGUAAAACAAACAAACGAAAGUUUAUAUGUAUAUGUGAUUUCUUAUAUUUUGUGUACUAAUAUGUAUUGAUUGUAAAUUGCAAAGCCUCAUUAAAAUUGUCAAACUGUA